UAAUCUCUCCUCUUUUCCCUCUUGUCGCUUUCUGUCCGAACCCCCCCGAAAGCAUAGUAGUAUUCUCUCUCUCUUUAUGUCUGUUCAAUUCCAUGUCUGAAAUAUUUUCACAGUCUGGGUUCUUUAGAGAGAGAAAACAGGAGAGAGAGGAGAGAGAGAGUUCUGUUCUUUUUCGGCUGAUCUCGUCUGGAGGAACAGAUCAGAUCCGAUCUGACAUGGAAAACAGUCUUUCUGAUUGGAACUUCGAGGACAGUUUCCACAUGUCCACACACAAGAGAUCUGUCCGACCGGAUGACGAACUAGUGGAGCUGCUUUGGAGGGAUGGGCAGGUGGUUCUGCAGAGUCAGACACAGAGAGAACCACCGGUCCCGCGCCAUCACAGACACGAUCAUCACCAAGAAACCCUAGCGAGAGCGGACGGUUCUUCCCGUGCAGAUGCCUUUCUUGAUGACCAAGAAACCGUUUCUUGGAUCCACUGCCCUCCCGACGAUCCCUUCGAGAACGAAUUCUCCUCCGAUCUCUUCUCCGCAAUCCCGCAGUUCUGCCCGGAGAGGCCGAGCUUGGGAGCUUUUCGUGAAGGACCGUGCAAAAACGAGGUGGGUCUCGACCCUCGAGCCAUGCCUCCUCCCAAAUUCACGUUCUCGGACACAAAAGAUGCGACGUUUGGAGAAUUCGGCAAGGAGUCUUCGGUUAUGACCGUCGGGCCAAGCCAUUGCGGCAGCAACCAGUUGCAGAAUGAUGUCGACGUCACUACGGCUACUGCCACGGGAUUAUCUGUCGGAUCACUGAAGGGUGUCAAUGGAGGAAACUACGUUUCCACGAGUGAUAGAAGCAAAAACGACGGUACCCUCGACCCGAAUGGUACUUCCUCGUCCGGUGGCUCUUCUGGUUGUAGCUUUAAGGAAACCGCAAGUGGAAUCAUCAGUCUCCGUAAGAGAAAACAGAUCAUGGAAACUGAAGAAUCUGUGUCUCAGUCCAAUGCAACGGGAAACAAGUCGAGCCAACGGUCAGGAUCAACCCGAAGGAGCCGUGCAGCCGAAGUUCAUAAUCUCUCAGAAAGAAAACGCAGAGAUCGGAUCAACGAGAGGAUGAGAGCAUUGCAAGAACUGAUACCUCAUUGCAGCAAAACAGAUAAAGCUUCGAUUUUGGACGAAGCCAUAGAUUAUCUGAAGUCACUUCAGUUACAGCUCCAAGUAAUGUGGAUGGGAAGUGGAAUGGCGGCGAAUCAAAUGAUGUUUCAGGGAAUGCAGCCACCGUACCUUCCCCGUAUGGGAAUGCAAAUGCCUUCUUCGUUUCAGAACCCAAUGCACUUGCCCCGGUUCCCGGUUAUGGACCGGUCCACUUCUCAAAAUCCUGGUUUGGUUUGCCAAAACCCGGUUCAGUACCAGAACCAGGUCUUCUCCGAGCAGCUCGCGAGGUACAUCGCCGGUUUUCCGCAGAUGCAACCCUCUUCUCAGAACACGAACACGAUGAGAUUCGGUUCUCCGACCGUACAGCAAAACCAAGUUCCGGCGCCGGAGCCCACCGGCACUCUUCCCUCGAACCGGUAGACAGGUGAAGGGAAAUGAUGUUACCGACAUUUUUUUUGUCAACUUAUUAUAUAUUAUUUUUUUAAAAAACCCAACCAUGUAUUGUAGGUUUGGAACAUUAGGACAUACAGUUAUUUAAGUUAGAUGAAUCGUAUUAUGUGUAUUUAUAACCAUUUUGAUAUUCUUUUUUUUCUAUGAUGAUCUGGAUUAUUGGUCUA
Tarenaya hassleriana is the source of this 1747-nucleotide messenger RNA. RefSeq names its product transcription factor PIF4. The coding region runs from base 93 to 1550 and encodes 485 amino acids. The transcript has 7 exons. Gene Ontology annotation, cellular component: nucleus. NCBI's taxonomy places the organism in Eukaryota, Viridiplantae, Streptophyta, Magnoliopsida, Brassicales, Cleomaceae. Gene Ontology annotation, molecular function: protein dimerization activity. The record is from RefSeq and is a predicted model, not a curated record.